Lepisosteus oculatus (spotted gar) is the source of this 5909-nucleotide messenger RNA. RefSeq names its product discoidin domain receptor tyrosine kinase 2a (gene ddr2a). Lineage: Eukaryota; Metazoa; Chordata; Actinopteri; Semionotiformes; Lepisosteidae. The record is from RefSeq and is a predicted model, not a curated record. Gene Ontology annotation, molecular function: protein tyrosine kinase collagen receptor activity; ATP binding; collagen binding. Gene Ontology annotation, cellular component: plasma membrane; signaling receptor complex. Gene Ontology annotation, biological process: cell surface receptor protein tyrosine kinase signaling pathway; positive regulation of phosphatidylinositol 3-kinase/protein kinase B signal transduction; protein phosphorylation.
UCAGCUCACUUUGCCUCAGAAAGUUGUCUGUAAGAAAGGGCUUGUGUUUUGUCACAAAUCCACCAAUACUGACUGGAUUACAGGCUUCCAAGGACAAAUGGUUUGAAGGCAGCAAUACUUAAAAGAAUGAAAAUUCUUCAGAAGAUGCACUUCCCCCUGUUGAUGCUGUUGUACCUGUUAGGGGCUGCAAAAUCUCAGGUUAAUCCAGGUGUGUGUCGUUACCCUCUUGGAAUGUCUGGUGGACAGAUUCAAGAUGAAGACAUCUCAGCAUCUAGUCAGUGGUCAGAAUCUACAGCAGCUAGAUAUGGCAGACUUGAUUUUGAAGAGGGAGAUGGAGCCUGGUGUCCUGAGAUCCCAGUGGAGCCAGAAAACUUAAAUGAGUUCCUCCAGAUCGACCUGCGGUCUCUGCAUUUUAUAACCUUGGUGGGAACACAGGGGCGGCACGCUGGUGGCAUGGGUAACGAAUUUGCCCAGAUGUACAAGAUCAAGUACAGUCGGGAUGGGAGCCGUUGGAUCUCCUGGAGGAAUCGGCAUGGAAAACAGAUAAUUGAAGGAAAUAAAAAUGCCUAUGAUAUUGUGCUGAAGGACCUGGAGCCUCCCAUCAUUGCAAGAUUUGUGCGAUUCAUGCCCGUGAUGGAUCACUCAAUGAAUGUGUGUAUGAGGGUGGAACUCUACGGAUGUGAAUGGUUAGAUGGCCUGGUGUCUUACAAUGUGCCAGCAGGACAACAGAUGAUCUCACAAGGAAAUCAACUCACCUACCUAAAUGACUCAGUUUACGAUGGGGCAGUGGGAUACAGUAUGACAGAAGGCCUUGGCCAACUGACUGAUGGCAUGUGUGGCCUGGAUGACUUCACUCAGAGCCACAUCUACAACGUCUGGCCUGGCUAUGACUAUGUGGGCUGGACAAACGAGAGCUUCCCCAGUAAUUACGUGGAAAUAAUGUUCGAGUUUGAUCGAAUACGCAAUUUCACAACCAUGAAGGUUCACUGUAACAACAUGUUUGUGAAAAGGGUGAAGACGUUCAAGCGAGUGGACUGUUACUUUCGCUCAGACACCAAUGACUGGGAGCCCAAUCCCCUUUCCUUCAACCCUGUGGUGGACGACGUCAACCCUAGUGCCCGCUUUGUCACCGUGUCUCUUCAGAAUCACAUGGCCAGUGCCAUCAAGUGCCAGUACUACUUUGCUGAUGUCUGGAUGAUGUUCAGUGAAAUUACAUUCCAGUCAGACACUGCAGUUUAUAACACAACAUUAGCACCACCAAACACUCUCCCAGGGACACCAACCAGCACUCAGCCAGGGGAUGACCCAACUCACAAAGUCGAUGACAGUAACACGCGUAUUCUGAUCGGCUGUUUGGUGGCUAUCAUCUUUAUCCUGGUAGCCAUUAUUGUCAUCAUCUUGUGGCGACAGGUCUGGCAGAAGAUGCUGGAGAAGGCUUCUCGCCGGAUGCUGGAUGAUGAACUAACUGCUAGUCUGUCAAUACAGAGUGAAACCUUCACCUAUAACAACAACAACCACUCCUCACCGCCCAGUGAACAGGAAUCCAACUCCACAUAUGAGAGAAUAUUCCCUCUGGGGCCUGACUACCAGGAGCCCUCCCGUCUCAUCAGAAAGCUUCCCGAGUUCUCUCAGUCAAUGGAGGAAGCUGCAGGCACCAGUGGGGCAGCGAAGUCCUCUCAGGCCUGUGCUCAGGAAGGAGUCCCUCAUUAUGCGGAGGCCGACAUUGUAAACCUGCAGGGAGUCACUGGGAGCAACACCUACGCUGUUCCAGCAGUCACCAUGGACCUGCUGUCCGGCAAAGAUGUGGCUGUGGAGGAGUUUCCCCGCAAACGGCUCACUUUCAAAGAGAAACUCGGAGAAGGGCAGUUCGGAGAGGUGCACCUAUGUGAAGCUGAGGACAUGCAGGAGUUCAUGGAUAAGGAUUUUUCUUAUGACAAUACUGCCAACCAACCAGUUCUUGUGGCAGUAAAAAUGCUAAGAGCAGAUGCCAACAAGAAUGCAAGAAAUGAUUUUUUGAAGGAAAUUAAGAUCAUGUCCCGAUUGAAGGACCCAAACAUUAUCCGCCUUUUGGGAGUAUGUAUCUGUAGCGACCCACUCUGCAUGAUCACAGAGUACAUGGAGAACGGGGACCUGAAUCAGUUCUUAUCACGCCAUGAGCCCGAAGGAGAGCUGGCUUUGGUUAGCAAUGCAGCAACCGUAAGCAAUAGCAAUCUGCAUUACAUGGCCACACAGAUUGCCUCAGGCAUGAAGUACCUUUCCUCCCUCAACUUUGUUCAUCGUGACCUAGCAACCCGGAACUGCCUUGUAGGCAAGAACUACACCAUCAAGAUCGCUGACUUUGGGAUGAGCAGGAACCUAUACAGUGGAGACUACUACCGCAUCCAAGGCCGUGCUGUCUUACCCAUUCGAUGGAUGUCAUGGGAAAGUAUACUGCUGGGUAAGUUCACCACGGCCAGUGAUGUAUGGGCAUUUGGUGUGACACUCUGGGAGACCUUCACCUUCUGUAAGGAGCAGCCAUAUUCCCAGCUGUCAGAUGAGCAAGUCAUUGAAAACACUGGGGAGUUUUUCAGGGACCAAAAACGACAGAUCUAUUUGCCCCAGCCUGACAUUUGUCCAGACUCUGUCUACAAGCUGAUGCUAAGCUGCUGGAGGAGAGACACAAAGGAUCGUCCGUCGUUUCAGGAAAUCCAUCACACACUUCUAGAGAAUCAAGUUUAGGAAGCGUUGUACUUAUAGAGACAUUUUAUACCUAAUGGACUCGUUGCAGCCCUCUGGCUGUAUUAUUUUAUUGAGACCUAAUUUGUUUGUGUAGGAAUGGAGAAAGAGGUCAUUGUAGAAUGAUGAUUGAAGGCGAAAAAUAUGUAAUUUUCUAUGAGUGUUGUUUUAUUUGUGUAAAUAUUUCUUUGUUGAGCUUUCACACUCUCUUUUGUGAUGGUUCACAGAGCAAACAAGGUAAAAUGACUCAGAAUUACUUGUCAACUGAAGAAAAAAGCUAAAGGGAUAUGUAGCAGAGAAUCUCAGAGCACUAUUUUUUAUAUUUUUAAAGUGUUGUUCACUUUAAAACUUGUUUUAGACAUAAAGUGUAUUGUAAAGAUAUUUAGAGAGUCCAUUUUAAAGCAUUCCCAAACAGUAUAAUGUUAUCCCAAAAUUUAUAACCAAUCUUAUCAACCAUUACACACGAUCAUUAAAAUAUGUUGUUUUAAAAAAAUGACAUAGUUUUUUUCUAGUUAUAAUAGCUAUAAAGCAAAGUCUUUUAAUCUAAAACUGGCACGUUCUGAUUAUUUUAGAAAAUUGCUUGAAUGUAAAACUUGUGACAGUGCAAUUUAGCCAAACAAUUAACAGUAUAGGUCAUACAAAAUAAGUAGACAAAUGCUAAUAUUUUUAGUUUUUAAAUAACAAAAUGCAUGUUUCUCUCCAGACUGAGACCAAGCAAUCAAAAUGCUGGUGACACUGAUGUAUGAAAUGCUUUUUAAAAAUUAUGUGUGUGACCAUAUACUGUAUUUAGGUAUUUAUAUACAGUAGAUAUUAAAUGCAAUCACAAAUACCAACAUGUAUUAUAUAAAUAUUUAUAUGCAUUACGGUUUUCAUUUUAUGUUUUGCUUUUUUGUAUUUUGCCACAUAAUUCCCCUCAAGAGUAAACAGCAAGUUUAGAUAUACAGCAUAUUUUCCUGAAGGGUAACUGUGCUCUGUGUUUCUAGUGUGCAGUAUAUUUAUUUGGCAUAUUCAUACAAUCGUACCAAAUACUCAUAUUAUUCCAUGGAACCAGUACAGAAAGUGCUUUUCUCAUAAAGUUCAGGUUUUAAAGUUGUAGCUGUUGUUAUUUUUGUGGGAGAAAGUUGUGAGAGUAGGGAAAUAGUGUUUUUACUUGUAUAUAUGACAUUAAUUUGUUCAGAAUUACAUUUCUGACCUCAUCAUCCUGUGGGUCCAAAUUGAACAAACACUAAUCUGAUCAUAUUAUCAAUUAUGCACAGAUUGCAGCUGUGUGUGACUGGAAAAUAUUUUUUUAUGCUGAAGUUGACAUAAGUGAUGAGGAUGGAACUUUUACUGACUUUUGACAUUGGUGUAUCAAUAGCAUACUUAUAGUGCCUUUCAUUUAAGCUAUUUAAUUUCAGAACUGGAAUUCAGUAUUCUUUGUAAAAUAUAUUAUAAUUAUAGUAGAGUGCAUACUGCCCUGACAGCCGUUGUCUUCAAUGUUGGUAGUAUGAAAUUUGACAUAUUUUCAUUUCAAGAAUGUCAUAUUAAAAGUACGUAAAGUACAUUUAAUAAGACUGGAUAAUAUACUCUUUUACAUCUCAAUUUUCUUUUGUUUUCUUUUUGUCUGAUUAAACAGUGUUCAUCAUUGCAAUAUUUGUAGUGAGCUGUAAAUAAUAUGCUGCAAAUGAGAAGUAUGUUUGUAUCUUAUGUUGUUAAUGUCUUCCUAGUAUUGUUCAAAUUGUAUUGUAUUCUUCACAUAAGAAAUUGUGUUCUAUUACCAUUAUGGUGAAUCGCAUUGAUUAUAUGACAUGCUCUCCCAAAAUCAUGCUCUUCCAGCUAUCGUGUAAAGAUUAGUUUUUUGCUUCUAACAAAUUUCAUCUUGCAAAUAGUUUGGACUUUCUGAGGGUAUAUUUUUUAAAUAUAUAAAGAUAUGGAUUGUUUGCUGAUACUCUUUUAAAUUUCUUUUGUUGAGAUUAUCUAUAUCCCUGGAGAGCCUGGUUUGGGGGAAACAGGUCAUGGAUUAAUUUCAAUCACUGCUACCAGCAUUGCUUUUGAAAUGCUGCAGCUUGAAGUUACUAUUACUUGAUGCUAAUUAUAGGUAAUAUUAACAAGUGUUCAACUGAGGAUGAGAAUCUUUGUAUUUCCAAACAGUUGCUGGUUUGUUACUAUAUAAAAUCCCACAACUGAUGUAAAAAAACCCUUUUUUUAAAGUUUCCUAUCCAAAAUAUUCCCCUUAGAAAUAAAAAGAGCACUCAGCACAUGAGACUCAACAAUCCUUUCAUGAAAAGCAUUAUUGAUUAAUGUCAGUCUGAAGAUUUGCUGUGGUUGAGGGAACAGGAUUUGUUGAAAGAGGAAAUGUAAGUUAAAAUACACUGCAAUGAGUAUUGUGGAAAAUUAACUCAAACGUUGUAGAGAGUCUAAAAGAGAACGUGAAUGUGAGAGUUAACCCUUCUGUAUGUGUACCUUCUCCCUUUAAAAGGAAAGUACCAUUUAAGCUAUAGAGUGUUUCUGGUUCACUGGAAAAAUUACUUUCUUUAAUUAAAGAUAUUUUAAAUAUUAACUGUGGCCCUAAAUGUCUACGCACAGUAAAUUUCUGUGUAUAUACUGUAUAAUGCACUUAAAAAGUGCACACAGCAUACAGCACUUAAUAUGUUGAAUUAUCAAAGUUCACCCAAAUCCUAUUUUGCAGUUAUUCAAGAUCAGUUUUUAUUUACUCGGUAGAGAUAUCCUUAAUGUGUUUCAUGUUAAAUGACAUUUUUCAUUUCUUUUUGAAUAAUGUAAUAUGUUAUUGCUAAUUGGAGGAAUAAAAUAUACAUACAAAAAAGCCUAAAGAAAUGUUAGAAUUGAUGUGUAUUAGAAAAUAGGUUUAAAAUAUCAGUGUUUGAGCAACAUACAGAGAUUAAAUUACUACCUUUAGUAAAAUAGACACCUUUGUGUCCUAUCUAUUAUCUUAUUAUCUAUUAUAUGGUUGUUGUUUUUAUGUAAAUUGAUUAUUUAUGCAUUGUUUCAAAUAUAUAUGAUUUCAGUUGGUUACAGUAUGUAUUGAUGGAGUAUCGCUGUACAGUGGGUAUUAGGAGCAUUAAUAUGCCUUUGUUGAAUAUGUGUUUUCUGAAGGUCUUUAUGUUAGUUUCCACUGUUGAUUUCUCUUUUUCAUUACUUAAAAAUAUACAUAAUUUGGUUUAUUUUGUAUCAAUCCAAAUUUGCCAUUUUUAAAA